CGUGUCCUGUCCACAUGUAAAUAUUUCAUUUAAUGUUGCGAAUAGAGUUUAAAACAUCCCCUUUAGAGUUAAAAUUGGUACAUGAAAUAUCGCUUUAAGGGAGGAAGCUAAAAAAUAUUGAUUUGUAGGGGUUUCUCUGUAUCAACGGUCUAUAGACGGUCUAUUUAGGCAUGUGGUGGAGAAGAACCCUCAGCAGAAGCUGCAGAUGGUGUUUGGGAUGCAGGCACAGUGGGGCAAAGAGGAUUUGGAGCUUCCAUUACCGAGCCUUACGCAGCGCUCCGGCCGUACCCGCAGGCCGGAUCACAGCACUUCAGGCUUUGGACAUCUGGAAGAGGCACUUUGAAGAGGAAGGUGUAACAGAAGCCGAACAGUCAAGCCAGUAUAUCAUCGCUCAUCUGCUUGGAGCGAAAACAAUAGAAAGUGUCGAGCGGCAGAGGUUAACAGAGUUCCUUAGCAAAGAGAAAAUGGAAGAGGUGUGGCAGCUCUGCAGCAGACGUCUGUCUAGAAUGCCGGUGCAGUAUAUCAUUGAGGAGUGGGACUUCAGAGACCUAACGCUGAAGAUGAGGCCUCCUGUUUUUAUUCCUAGGCCUGAAACUGAGGAGCUGGUUGAACUAGUGCUCACCGAUCUAAAGAGCCGUUCUGCAGACACAGAGACACGGCAAACAUGCUUGGAGGUUGGUUGCGGUUCUGGUGCCAUUUCUCUCAGUCUGCUGAAGAGUCUGCCUCAGCUCGAAGCCUUUGCUUUGGAUCGAAGCCAGGAUGCGGUUGAUUUAAGCCGAGAGAAUGCGUUGAGGUUGGGACUUCAAGACAGACUGAGGGUCUAUCAUAUGGAUGUAAUAAAAGACGCAGAAAGGAUCCUUGGUCUGUUUAGCUCCGUUUCAGCUUUGGUCAGUAACCCACCGUACCUGUUUUCAGAGGAUAUGGCAUCGCUGGAGCCGGAAAUCUUUAGGUUUGAGGACCAUGCUGCUUUAGAUGGGGGUGAAAAUGGACUAACUGUGAUCAGACAGAUCCUGACUCUGGCCUCAGACUUUCUGUUGAACAGUGGGCGUGUUUACCUGGAGGUGGACCCCAGACACCCCCCGCUGAUUCAGCGUUGGGUGGAGGAGAACGUGGAGGGGCUGCAGUACGUGGAAACACAAAACGACAUCAGCGGCAGGCCGAGAUUCUGCAUCCUCCAGAAAGCAGUCACAUAAGGACCUCGAGGUGGAUCAGGAUUGAGAAACCCAGAUCCUAUUACGCUGGCUUUAGCUCAGGUCGCCCCGGCUCGCCUCCCCCCACCUGAUCCCACCUUCCUUAAAAAAA
This is a messenger RNA of Cyprinodon variegatus (sheepshead minnow), 1302 nucleotides long. RefSeq names its product HemK methyltransferase family member 1 (gene hemk1). Gene Ontology annotation, cellular component: mitochondrion. The record is from RefSeq and is a predicted model, not a curated record. Gene Ontology annotation, biological process: protein methylation. NCBI's taxonomy places the organism in Eukaryota, Metazoa, Chordata, Actinopteri, Cyprinodontiformes, Cyprinodontidae. Bases 171 to 1193 code for a protein of 340 amino acids. The transcript has 11 exons. Gene Ontology annotation, molecular function: protein methyltransferase activity; nucleic acid binding.